UCCUGUCAUUCAUCUGCAUUGUAUUUGUAGAACAAUGGCCAUGCUGCAAUGGAGUCUUCGUUUGUAGAUUGGAGCUCGCUGGAGCUUUGCAAGCUGCCCGAAGACGAUACAGUCAGUUCAACUCAGACUCAGAGAUUGAAUUUGGACUUCAACGAAUUUGUACAAUUCCCCACAGCGCUCAGCGCGAGGUUUCCCAGCCUGACUGAGCUGAACAUCUGCGGAAAUGAUUUGAAAAGCCUGUCGGAGGCCGUGGCGUCACUGCCGGCCUUGGAAACUCUACGCGUGGACGAGAAUCAGUUGACAUCGCUGCCAGAUGCGUUGUGUGACCUGCACAAGCUGAAGUUACUCAGCUUGGUGGGAAAUGAUAUUGUGACGCUGCCGGAAAAAUUCGGGUUCGGAUUGCAGUGCUUGGAAGAAUUCAUCGCGGACGAAAAUGGCCUGGAGACAUUUCCCAAGUCGUUUUGCUCUCUGGGAAAGCUGCGACGUGUUCAGAUUAGCCAUCACAGGAUGUGCUCGUUACCAGAGCAGUUCGGCAACCUGAGUAGCUUGGAGGCAGUGGACUUGAGUCACGGUCGCCUAAAGGAGCUGCCGGCAAGCAUUGACGACCUGGCGCGGCUGUGCUGCCUCGACGUCAGCCACAACCAACUGGAGACGGUGAUGUCGUCAACGGCGAGUAGUGGCAGCCUGCGCGUGCUGCACAUCAACAACAAUCACAUUCGCGAGAUGCCGCGCUGGCUGGACACGCUGUCGGCCGCCGAAGAGAUCAACAUCGCGUCGAAUCGGACGCUCGGGUGCCCGUUCAGCGAGGCGUUUGCGGUGCGCUGCCAGUCGCUGGAGCGCUUACUGUUGGGAGAGAACUCCGUCGACCGUCUCCCACAGUCGCUCGGCCAACUCAAGAAUCUCCGAUACCUUCAUCUGGGGAGUGUUAUAUCUGAGAUUGACCGAUGGGGCUACGACAAUGGCAACUGGAUUGAGGAGCUGCCCGAGAGUUUCGGCGAGCUGCAGAGUCUAGAGCGGCUGGAGGCGCACGAAACGCGACUUCACAGGCUGCCGGAGUCGUUCGGUUCGCUCAGUUUGCUAGAGCAUGCCGACUUCACAAACUCCCUGGUGGCCAGUCUGCCCAACUCGUUUCACAACCUGUCGUCGCUCUCUUUAUUGAAGCUCUCGCGCAAUCGGCUAACGGUGCUCCCGGAGAAUUUUGGCUUGCUUCCGUGCCUGCAAGAGCUGUAUCUGGAUGACAAUCAAAUAUCCAGUCUGCCCGUUACUAUGGCAAACAUGUCCUCCCUGCACACCCUAGACUUGUUUAAGAACAACCUUCAGCAGUAUCCGGACGUUCUGUCCAGCAUGUCGUCACUGAGGGAGCUCGACAUGAGCAGCAAUCCGUUCUUCGACGAGCUGCCCGAGGGUGUACAGGUCAACCGUGUCUCGCGCAACUCCCUCGGCUUGCCGAGUCGAUGGAAGACGCAGGCGCUGCAUGAUCAGCGGAGCCGAGCGCCAAACCGCGGUUUGGUCAGCGAUGGGCAGCUCGAGGACGGGCACGGCGGCUCGUUUGACGCGCCUUCGGCCACCGCACAGGCCCCGACUGCUGGCGCCGCCGCUCCAUCGCCAUCGCCGUUGCGGGGUGAUACACAAGUGACGCUGCGCGAUUCCCACGCCCAGGCGUACGCCAAGGAGCAGCGCCGAUUGCAGCAGGCCGCGCCAGAGCAGCCCGGUGUUGCGGUUGAUGAUGACGCAGCUUGGCAUGCUGCUACUGCUGCGUCGUCGCGUGAUGUAAACGAUACGGAUUUUUCGGCGGACGACGACAUUGCAACAUGGCAAUUUGUUGAACUUGAAGCGAAUUACGGUGACGAUGUUCGCGAUGAUUGCUUAGAUGCGGAGGAUGGUCCCGUGGCAUCCAUCGGUGCGGGGUACCACGGUGGACUGUUUGGCAAGCCAGCUGAGCUCGAUGGGGACUACGUGGAGAACAUUGACUUGCCGGGCGAUCUGCGAGACUACACAUUGAGAGCGUCGGACGUGGGCCUGCACGGCUGCGUGUUCCGACACGCGCCCCCGCAGGUGGCCUUCAAGGACUGCUACUGGCAGCCGACGCCGACGCAGCACGAGGGCGAUGGCGUGGCGGUGGCGGCGAGUGUCGAGCGGCGUCGCGCGCGCAUGGUGGUGCUGCAUCCGCGCCACAGCGCCCUCCAGUCCGGCUUCCACAUGAUCUCGGGCACCAAGAACUACGAGGAGCUCGGCAUUGAGUGGCAGCAGGACCCGGUGGUAAAUGCCGGCUACGCGUACGACCGUGGCCUCUACAGCGUUUCUCUGCCCAGCAUCGCCACGCUGUCGCUGCACGAGCCGUGGCCCGCGGAAAGCCAGUGGACGCCGGACGACCCGUACUGAAGUCGUGUGGCGUUUCUGACAUAGCAGCGGUGGUGGAGCAGGCCGCGUGACCCCUGUUACCGCAUAGCUUGCAGUUACUCUACGCGCACCUCGUCACGUGUCAUUGCACGGGUGGCAAGGAUGGCAACCGCUGUGUACCUCGCAUGGAUACAGAUCAUAUUUGUUUGGAGGUGACAAGGACAGCGAAAGAGUAGUUACCUGGUAUGGUGUAUUCCUACAGUCCUCAGUUGGGUUCCAGCUUGAUAUCCUCGGCUAGUGUACUGUGGUGCGACCGGUGCUUUCAAACAACAAGCUCUACAGCACGUUGCCCUUCUCCGACUUGUCUUGCUGAUUGCCGAGAGGGAUGUAUGGUCUUGCAGCGUGUUGUCUUUCUCUCGCUUGUCGUGCCGACUGCCGAGAGGAACAUGCGGUCGUGCAGCACGUUGUCUUUCUCUCGCUUGUCUUGCUGAUCGCCGAGAGGGACGUGCGGUCGGUGGGAUGUCUGGAUGCUGGCACUGCGUAUCGAGUGGCGUGUCAGACUGCGUAUCGAGUGGCGUGUCAGCCUGUCUGCUGCCACACGUGCACAUACACCAAUGCCGCACGUGCACAUACAUGUACACCAAUGCCGUGUUAGUGCGUCGGCAACAUUCAGUCUAGUGUGUUCGGUGUUCACUAGUAGGGUCUUCCGCAUCGCGUUGUCAACGGCCGGCGUCGUUAACUAGCUGGUGUUGCAAUACACGCUGCUGCUGCCGUCUGCUGUGUUUCGUACAUGUACUUGGCGACAUGCUCUUGUCGUGUAUUUGCUGAAGAAAGAGCCCGGCAGGGUUACUGUGCCGACUCUGCGUGCUUGUGAGGCGUUGUAUCUGGUUGUAUGCCACUGGAUGCUGGCUGGCUCUGCAUGUUCUAGUCUGGUUUGUGUGGUACUGGAGUAACGGGAUGCCGACUCUGAGUAUUAGUGACCCGUUGUGUCUGGUCGUGUGGCACUCUUGGUGCUUGUGACCAGCUGUAUCUGGUUGUAUGCCACUGGGUACUGGCUCUGUGCGUUUGUGUGACCCACUCUGUCUGAUUGUGUGGUACUGGAUGCUGACUCUGAGUAUUGAUGACCUGGUGUAUCUGGUCGUAUGGCGCUGGAUGCUUACUCUGCGUGAGACUGUGUCUGGCUGUAUUCUACUCGAUGCCGACUCUGCAUGCUAGUGACCCGUUGUGUCUGGCUUUAUGGCACGUUCUAUGCUGACUCUGCAUGUGCCUGCGUCAGGUUAUACCACUGGAUGCUUUCUCUGCGUGUGCAUGUGUCAGGUUAUAGCACUGGAUGCUUUCUCUGCGUGUGCAUGUGUCAGGUUAUAGCACUGGAUGCUUUCUCUGCGUGUGCCUGCGUCAGGUUAUACCACUGGAUGCUUUCUCUGCGUGUGCCUGCGUCAGGUUAUACCACUGGAUGCUUUCUCUGCGUGUGCCUGCGUCAGGUUAUACCACUGGAUGCUUUCUCUGCGUGUGCAUGUGCCUGGUUAUGACUGUUAUCGUACUCGAUGCCGACCUACUGUGUCUGAUUUUAUGGCGCUGGCUGCUGAGUGCAGCUCCAGACUCAGUACUUCUAGCAGACAUACGGCCAGUUGUUGCUGCCUGUAAUAUACAUACUCUAUGAUAUGCAUGCACCUGCUUUAACCUGCUCCAUGUACUAGCAGCUGUGUACAUGAUGUACGUCCUUUGAAAACUUGGCGAUGUCAGCAACUGAGACGUUCGUCGCGACUCAAUCACGCCAUAACCUUCUACACGCACCGGUGAUCAGUGGCCAGUGUGGGUGCUGCUGUGUGCUGACUUGGCAGUGUGAGAGACCGAGCACCGGUAGUUAUUUGUCGUCACCGUACCGCGGAGAUAUCUGGUGUUCAGUACACAGUAUGCCGUAAUCAUCUCCGCACACCACUUGCUGGCUGCUGCUGCUACUACUGCUGCUGCUACUACUGCUGCUGCUACUGCUGCUGCUGCUGCUGCUGCUGCUGCUGCUGUUUCUGCUGCUGCUGCUACUGCUCCUGCUACUGCUGGCUGCUGCUGCUGCUCUUCCGGUGGACGUUGGCCGGCUAUGUGCCGUAUCCCGCUCUAUUUGUUCGAAUUUUUUGCCGAUGAGCAAUGUUUGUGACCGAGCUCUUGUGUUAUUUGUGGCUACCUAGUACUAGCCUGUUGCAUAGUCUGUGCAGACACUGGCAGCUCUUCUGGUAGAUGUUGAGUGACUUUGUGCCGUGACUCACUUCACAUGUUCGAAUACUUUGCCGGCGAGCAAUGUUUGUGACCACACUCUUGUGUUGUGCAGGUACCAAGUACUAAUUUGUCACGUAGUCUGUGCAGGAACUGACAAGUGGCAGCACUUCUCUGCCGCACAACUAACUUCAGAGUGUUCCAGCUACACAUACUUAUGAGUGUACGUUCAAGUACGUAAGUCCCGGCAAAACGGUUGCUUUGCGUGCGGCGAUGGCCUGGUCUGUACCGGUCAGCUUGACGCUUGUCACCGGGAGUAGUUAACUGCCGGUAUUUUACUACUUCCUGCUUGUCACCAUCCUGGUUGUUCUUGUCACUCAUCACGACGUUGACCACCACGCUUGGACUUCUCUUGCGUGUCGUGAAGUGAAACAUUGGUUUCGGGUGUGCAAGGACUUUGGAAAUGUCCGCGGCUGCUUGUGUUGGCACUUCCAUUACAUUUAGUGUGUUAGUAGUGUAUGGCUAGGAGGAGCUGGUGCACAGGGUUCUGGUUCUGCCCGAAUUACAAUCAUAACACUCUUUCGUAUGCCGAUUUUAAAGCGAACGAGUGUUCGAUCUCGUCCUAGCAGCGGACAUUGGCAUGAUCUACCGUGCCCCCACCCCAGCACCACCAGCGCUGCUUCACCACAUGGCAUAGUACUGGUCGUGCAUGCGUAUGUGUGCAUAUGUGUGGGCAUGUGUGCGUGUGGUGUCCGCACCGAUAAUUUAUUUAUUUUCUUUAUUUUUAACCCCCCAAUGUUGCUCGGAUGCUCUCAUCUUGCUCAUGCGGUCUAUUCAAGGCCUCUCUGUGUUUGCUUUCACUGUAAAUUAGCAACGGCUUUUAUAUAUAAGAUCUUUGCCUUCUUCUCUUGGCCCAGGACAGCCUAUUUUUGUUUUAAUAGCUGUAUUAUAAGCACUGUACUGCUCAAUGAGAUCCAGUCGCGUCACUCAAGUACGCGCCGUGCGCUGCGCGGCCCUGGACCUGCGAACACUGGGCUGCGAAAUAGUGCACGGCGCAAACUUGAGUGACGCGACUGGAUUUCAUUGAGCCGCACUGUAGAAUACAAGUACAUGUCAGAUGAGAAUGAUCUCUAGUUUUUUGUUUACCAGUGUGACCGAUUUCUGUUGCACAUUCGCCUAUUGCUUCUUUUAUUUCCCGCUGAUUCUAUUGAUCUGCCUUCAGCAUUACAUACCUGUACAUGUACUUGAAAAGCCUUUUAAAAACUAUUAAAGGCAUCA
Sycon ciliatum is the source of this 5826-nucleotide messenger RNA. RefSeq names its product leucine-rich repeat protein SHOC-2-like. The transcript has a single exon. The coding region runs from base 49 to 2382 and encodes 777 amino acids. Gene Ontology annotation, biological process: signal transduction. The record is from RefSeq and is a predicted model, not a curated record. Gene Ontology annotation, molecular function: protein binding. NCBI's taxonomy places the organism in Eukaryota, Metazoa, Porifera, Calcarea, Leucosolenida, Sycettidae.